AUGUCGCUGCGGGAGCGGAGCCCCGGCGGCGUCCGCAGCGCGGCGCCGGCCGCGGGGGCGGCGGCAGCGGCAGCGCCGGAGCGGCGCCUCUCGCUGUUGCCCUGGGACCGCUUCUCGGCCUGGCUGCACUGCGUGUGCGUGGUGGGCUUCGACCUGGAGCUGGGCCAGGCCGUGGAGGUAAUAUAUCCUCCACAUUCAAAACUCACAGAUAAGGAGAAAACCAAUAUUUGCUAUUUGUCUUUUCCAGAUUCCAAUUCAGGUUGUCUUGGGGACACACAGUUUUGUUUUAGAUUUCGACGGUCUUCUGGAAGAAAAGUCUCAUUGUGUUGUUUUCUGGACCAAUUGGAUAGAGAUCUACCAGUUUACUUAAAGAAGGAUCCAGCAUAUUACUAUGGCUAUGUGUAUUUCAGACAAGUUCGAGACAAAUCAUUAAAAAGAGGCUAUUUCCAGAAGUCCUUGGUUCUCAUCAGCAAACUACCAUAUGUCCACCUCUUUCGCACUGUGCUUAAGCAAAUAGCACCAGAGUAUUUUGAAAAAAGUGAAGCUUUCCUGGAAGCAGUUUGUAGUGAUGUUGAUCAUUGGCCACCCCCAAUUCCAGGGGAAAUACUGCAUUUGCCCAUUAUGGGUAUUAUAAUGAAGUUGCGGAUUCCAACAUACCGUGACAAGCCUGGAACAACUCAAAUAGUACAGAAUAUGCACCAGGCAGAUGCACAAAUCUCCAUGGCCUUACCUACUGUUCAUGAAGUAGACCUUUUCAGGUGUUUCUGUCCAGUGUUCUUUCACAUUCAGAUGCUCUGGGAACUAGUCUUGCUGGGAGAACCACUUGUUGUGAUGGCACCAUCACCAUCUGAAUCUUCAGAAACCGUGCUAGCACUUGUUAGUUGCAUUUCACCAUUAAAAUACUGCAGUGAUUUCAGGCCGUACUUUACCAUACAUGACAGUGAAUUCAAAGAAUAUACAACUCGUACACAAGCCCCACCAUCUGUCAUUCUAGGAGUGACAAAUCCUUUUUUCGCUAAAACACUCCAGCACUGGCCCCACAUUAUCCGAAUUGGAGAUAUUAAACUUCCAGGUGAAGUUCCAAAGCAGGUGAAAGUGAAAAAACUGAAGAAUCUAAAAACUUUGGACUCAAAACCUGGGGUUUAUACAUCUUAUAAGACAUAUUUAAGCAAAGAUGAAGAAAUCAUAAAACACUUGCAAAAGGGUGUACAGCAGAAACGUCCCACAGAAGCACAGAGUGUGAUUCUUCGGCGUUAUUUUUUGGAGUUGACAGAAAGUUUCAUUAUUCCAUUAGAACGUUAUGUGGCAAGUCUCAUGCCUCUGCAAAAAUGUAUAUCGCCAUGGAAGAGUCCACCACAGCUGAGACAGUUCAGUCAAGAAGACUUCAUGAAGACACUGGAGAAAGCAGGACCCCAGCUCACUUCAGGUUUAAAAGGAGACUGGAUAGGACUUUACAGGCAUUUUUUGAAAUCGCCGAACUUUGAUGGUUGGUUUAGGAGCCGGCAGAAAGAAAUGACGCAGAAAUUGGAGGCCCUUCAUUUAGAAGCACUCUGUAAUGAGAACUUGGUUUUCUGGAGUCAGAGGCAUACUGAAGUAGAAACGGUAGAUCUUGUCUUAAAGCUAAAGAAUAAACUGUUGCAGGCUGGCAGAGAACAUCUUCCUGUGAAAACUGACACACUGAAAAAGCUGCAGACACACAUUGAUGAUAUUAUACUAGCACUUCCAGAUGAUUUACAGGACAUUUUGCUCAAAACUGGCACAACAUGAUUUCUGUGGGGAUUUUUUCUGUGUGCAGCAAAGAGAAGGCAAAAUGAAUUUCACAGAGGACAGUGGCAUACAAGGUUUGGAACACAGUUUUAAACAGUACAUUAACACUACAAAUGGACUAUACUGAUAGUGUAGUCCAUUAUACUAUUUUUCACUAUAUUUUCAAUUUAAAUACCAAUGCAACUAAAAAGUCUUGUGUUUAAUUAUGUUUGAAAUAAGUGCUCUUAAAGAAAAAUCUGUGGGCAUAUGAAACUAUACCAUAGUAUAGGACCACAGUGCAGUGCUGGCAUUGCAGAAUAAUUUUAACUGGUGCUGCUAUACCCAGUCAUGUUAACUCAGGGGUAUGCGAUAUAGAUCCUGUACUCUCAUGUUGAUGUAGUAUCUGCUUGCUUUUAAAUGUUUGGCGCUUUUUUUUUUUUUUUUUUUUUUUAAUGCUUUCAUCUGUGAUAAGCCCAACUGGCAUGUUUUGUGACUCGGUCAGAACAUGUAGCAUUUGAGGUAUUCUACUGGUAAAUAUGCUUUCAAAACAGCUCCAAUAAGAGCAUUCUCACAAAGACAAGUGAAAGCAUCAGAUCCGUUCCUAACUUUCUUUUCUCUUUCUUACCCUCUUUCCAAUGAUCAUAUUACUGUAAUAUCUUUAAAGAAGACAGCUGACAUUUGCUGAAGAGGAAAGUCUCUUCCGUUCAGUGUCAGAUAAUUAGGGUGCUCUUAUUCACAUGCCUUAAUUAAAUACAAAGUAAUGAUAUUCUAAUUAAUGGUUUUAAACUGCUGACAUUCAGGAUUUAAAAUGGAUUACCAGUGUAAAUGUAACUACAUAGUGGUCAUCAGAGAAAAUAAAUACAGAAAGUUUCAAAAAUAACUGAUUUCAGUAGUUAGCUGAGACAGUGUUUCAGUUGGAGAUCAUAGCAGUCAGCCUUCUGUUAAAAUUUUUUUUUUUUUCUUAUAUCACAGGGCCUCUGAGGAGGAAAUGGGGCAGGAGGGAGGGAAAUACUCUUGGCUUCAGCUGAAGAAAGCUGUAUCCAAAGGUCAAACUAUGGCAAGAUAAGAUUGUAGUACCAAGUUAUUCUUCAGUAUAUGCAUAUAGUACUCAUGCAUAAAGAAUUUCUUCUUGCGUAUUAAGCAACAAGAAUGUGAUGUUUAUUUUCUUGGACAGGCUUCAGUGGUAUAUAAGAAUUCAGCUGCUCAGCAAGCUAUAUUCUUUGACCCAUUUCACAUAGAAUAAGCUUAAUGCUAUAGUGUAUGCACAGCAUACACUCAUGCAUGACAAGUUGAUCACAGUUAUCAAUAAAUUCUUUUAUGUGCUUGGAUAGCAUUUUUUUAACCUUAGGACACUGUAAUCCUACUAUAAAAAAUGCUUUUGUAUGAUAUUUCAUAUGAUCUUUCUAAAAAUGUCUUAUUUAGAUAUAAAAUGUUACAACAGUAUUUUUAUGAAAAAAUAUAUGUAUUUUAAUACUGUUACGGUUUAUAUACAAUUAUUCAUGACCAGAUGUUUAAUGUAUCUGUUAUGCUACUUAAACUACACCACUUUUGCAUUAAUUUCUAACUUGCAAUUUUUUUUGCACACUUUGAAUAGCAUUUCUAGUCCAGAAAUUAAGUGGCUAUUCUUACACUAAAUUAUCUUAAAUAUUUAACUUGGAGCACUAUGUAGUUUCUUGGAACCAUGUUAACUGGUAGCAACUGUGGUAACCUAUUUUCACAUGACUGCAAAUAUGUAUUUUUGUAAAAAUAAAGUUUUCUCUUUUU
Rhea pennata is the source of this 3510-nucleotide messenger RNA. It is a transcript of the gene DENND6A, whose product is annotated as DENN domain containing 6A. The transcript has 20 exons. Gene Ontology annotation, molecular function: guanyl-nucleotide exchange factor activity. The record is from RefSeq and is a predicted model, not a curated record. Gene Ontology annotation, cellular component: recycling endosome. Lineage: Eukaryota; Metazoa; Chordata; Aves; Rheiformes; Rheidae. Bases 1 to 1767 code for a protein of 588 amino acids.